UUUUUCUCCUUUUUAUAACCCAAAAUCUAGAGGGGCAAACUCAAGAUGGGUAUUUACUUAACGCUAAUUCUUUGCUUGGGACUGGCAGAAAUUGUGCGACGAUGCAUUUCCAGCUUGAUGUUGGCAUUCACAGGGCCACUUUCAAAGAUUCCAGGACCCUUCGUAUCGAAGCUCACUCGAUUUCCAUGGGCGUUGGAGUCGAUUCAAGGAAAGCAUAUGAAUUUCACCCAUCGAUUGUUUCAGAGAUAUGGCGAUAUUGUUCGAGUUGCACCUACCACGGUCUUGAUUGCCGAUAAGGCUGGUAUCCAGAAGAUUCUCGUUGAAGAAGAUCUGGUGAAAGCACCGUUCUUUGACGCGCUGCGACUUCAUCCGGGCAAUCCGAUGCUUGUCACGGAGAGGAAUAAGGCAUCACACAAGAGCACAGAUGUCAUGAGCGCCACAUCGCUAGGUGGAUCCUCGCAUCUGGUCACAUCUAAUGAUACGAAGCUCAAGAAAACAUUUGUAUCGAUCUUGGUGAAAGCUGCCAUCAACGGGCAGUUUCCUUACCUGAGAUACAUUCCGUUCUGGCCUCAACCGAUAUCAGCUGAGAUGAACAGGCUACUGGAAAAUGUUCUCAAGAAGCGAGAUAUUGCAGGUCAACCAGCCAAGAGGGAUAUUGUCCAGAUUAUUCUUGAUGCGCACCAAACGGAUCCUGUAGGUUUCCCAGAAAUCCGCAUGAGAGAUGAGAUUACCAUGUUCAUGGUAGCAGGGAGUGAGACAACCAGCGCAUCAACUACCGCGAUUCUAUUGCAUCUUGUCAACAAUCCAGCGAAGCUCAAGCUGUUGGAAGAAGAGAUUGAAUCGAAAUUUUCUGAAAAUGAUGAAAUCACUUUUGCCAAGCUUCAUGAUUUGCCAUACUUGAACGCCGUGAUCUGGGAAGGCUUAAGACUGAUGACGGCCCCUGCUGGUCUUUUGAGAUACACAGAAAAGCCAACCAUUAUAAGCGGAUACGAAAUACCUUCCAAUACAAUCGUUCAACCCUGGCCUAUGGCACUGAUGAAAGAUCCUCGCAUCUGGCCUGAUGCAGAUAGCUUCAUACCGGAAAGAUGGCUUGGGGUGUAUAAAGGAGUCGAGGCUAAUAGGAGUGACGUCCUUGCAUUCUCUGCUGGGUCGAGAAACUGUAUUGGAUGGCAAUUUGCAAUGAGAGAAAUGCGUCUCAUUCUGGCAAGACUGGUUCGUAGGUAUGAAUUAAGUUUGGUGGAGGGACAAUCGCAUGAGAGGAGGUAUCAUUCUACUCCUUGGUUUGUGCAAGGGUUUUAUAAAGUUGGAAUCAAGCAGAGGCAGCCUAGCCAUGCGUGACAUACAUUUAAAACAUUCUUUGAUUGUAUUCGGAGUUAUGAACUCAAACUGAACGAUGAUUCAUGUAGCAUUUCAGUAAUAUACUACAAGGCGUACGGAGGACCCGGUACAAUAUAAUAGAG
Molecule: messenger RNA, 1460 nt
Organism: Mollisia scopiformis
Lineage: Eukaryota; Fungi; Ascomycota; Leotiomycetes; Helotiales; Mollisiaceae
Product: cytochrome P450
Exons: 7
Coding region: 46-1338 (430 amino acids)
Molecular function (GO): monooxygenase activity; iron ion binding; oxidoreductase activity, acting on paired donors, with incorporation or reduction of molecular oxygen
Source: RefSeq, a predicted model, not a curated record